Prunus armeniaca (apricot) is the source of this 1014-nucleotide messenger RNA. The record is from the annotation of a GenBank genome assembly. Lineage: Eukaryota; Viridiplantae; Streptophyta; Magnoliopsida; Rosales; Rosaceae.
AUGAAGGAAGACGAAGUGAACCGAUGCCAGAUACAGGAAUGGUACCCAAAAUUCAAAUCUGUGUCUAUCAAAACUCGGAUUCAUGAACUUCCAGAACCAUUUGUCCAGUACCUUCUAGAUGAUUCGGGGCCCUUCCUCCUCCCUGUUUCAAUCACAAAUGAAGAUGCUUUUCCCAAUAGAAUUCAUAAUCCAGAGGAGGAAGAUGACUAUCAAGUAUCAGAAGGGUCUGAUGACGAGGCAGAGCAGCCUCCAUUGCCACCUUCUUUCCCUGAGCUUGAGUUGCAGGUCAAGGAAUCAAUUGAAUCACUAGGAGGCUCUGUGUUCCCUAAGCUCAACUGGAGUGCACCAAAAGACUCUGCUUGGAUCAGCACAACUGGGACACUCAAAUGCUCUUCAUUCAGUGAAAUUGCCCUCUUGCUACGCUCAUCUGACUCAUUGGUUCAUGAUUUAUGUCAUGCCUACGAUUCUUGCCAUGAUAAAACCUCAUCGAGACCUAAGAGUUUCGUGCUUGCACUUCGUAAAUGGUACCAGUUCCUUAAGCCAGAGAUGGAAUUCCGUUGCUUUGUACGAAAUCAGAAUUUGGUUGGAAUUUCCCAACGUGAGGUCACUACUUUUUACCCUGCUCUACUUGAAAAGAAAGACAGUCUUCGAGUGUUGAUUGAAGAUUUUUUCGUGGAGAAUUUGAUGUCCAGAUUUGAGUCGGAAAACUACACCUUUGAUGUCUAUGUGACAGAGGAUGAUCGGGUUAAGGUUGUGGAUUUUAACCCAUGGGGUGCAUUUACGUUGCCUCUAAUGUUUACAUGGGAGGAAUUGGAUCAGAAUUGCAGUGAACUAGGGGAUGAUGGUGUGGACUUCAGAAUUGUGGAGGGUCAGUGUGCUGUUAGGCCAGGUCUCAAGACUGCAGUGCCGUAUGAUUAUUUGGACACCAGCCCCGGGAGCGGCUGGGACCAGUUUAUGCGAAAUGCCGAUGAAGAGUUGCAGCAGCAAACUAGGAAUGCUCAAGCAGGUGCUUAA